UUUUAAAUAAGAAAACUUUUGCACACUCCCGGAUAAAAAAAAACCCAAAAAGAAAACCAAGUCCCGAAAAUUUCAACUUCCAUCACAGCACCACCAUGAGUGAUUCAAGAACCGAGAAAUUGGCCAGGCUGGCCAACCUGCCUGCCCGCACCCCGCUGCUGACCAUCUGGCUGGCGAUUAACAUGGCCCUGAUCGCCCAGGAAACGGGCCACAAAAACAGGAUCCACACAGUGCAAGCGGCAACUGGCGGCGGCAGUAUGCUGGGGGACGUAAACAUAUCCGCUAUCCUCGACUCCUUUAGUGUUAGUUACGACAAAAGAGUAAGACCCAAUUAUGGUGGACCUCCUGUCGAAGUCGGAGUCACCAUGUAUGUGCUAUCGAUCAGCUCGCUCUCAGAAGUGAAAAUGGACUUCACAUUGGAUUUUUACUUUCGUCAAUUUUGGACCGAUCCUCGUUUAGCGUAUAGAAAACGACCUGGUGUAGAAACACUGUCGGUUGGAUCAGAGUUCAUUAAGAAUAUUUGGGUACCUGACACCUUUUUUGUAAAUGAAAAACAAUCAUAUUUUCACAUUGCAACAACCAGUAAUGAAUUCAUACGUGUGCAUCAUUCUGGAUCGAUAACAAGAAGUAUUAGAUUGACAAUUACCGCAUCGUGUCCGAUGAAUCUACAAUAUUUCCCAAUGGAUCGCCAGCUGUGCCACAUUGAAAUCGAAAGCUUCGGUUACACGAUGCGAGAUAUCCGAUAUUUCUGGAGAGAUGGACUGAGUAGUGUUGGCAUGAGCAGUGAGGUCGAACUACCGCAGUUCCGAGUUUUGGGACACAGGCAGAGGGCGACCGAAAUAAACCUAACCACAGGCAACUAUUCGCGAUUAGCCUGCGAAAUUCAGUUCGUGCGUUCGAUGGGCUACUACCUUAUACAAAUCUAUAUACCCUCUGGACUGAUCGUUAUUAUAUCAUGGGUAUCAUUUUGGCUCAAUCGCAAUGCAACGCCGGCGCGUGUGGCGCUCGGUGUGACAACCGUGUUGACAAUGACCACUUUGAUGUCGUCAACAAACGCAGCGCUGCCAAAGAUUUCGUACGUCAAGUCGAUUGACGUCUAUCUGGGAACAUGCUUCGUUAUGGUCUUUGCCAGUCUACUGGAAUACGCCACCGUCGGCUACAUGGCAAAACGAAUUCAAAUGCGAAAACAAAGAUUUAUGGCGAUCCAAAAGAUAGCCGAGCAGAAAAAGCAACAGCUAGAUGGAGCCAACCAGCAGCAGGCCAAUCCGAAUCCGAACGCUUCCGGUGGAGGCGGCGGAGGCGGUGGCGUUGGCAUGGGCCCUGGUAUGGGACCCGGAAUGGGAGGCGGACCCAAUGUGGGCGUGGGCAUGGGCAUGGGCCCGGAGCAUGGUCACGGGCAUGGACACCACGCCCACAGCCACGGCGGGCAUCCACAUGCGCCAAAGCAAACAGUGAGUAACCGCCCAAUCGGCUUUUCCAAUAUCCAACAAAACGUUGGUACGCGCGGUUGCUCGAUAGUGGGACCCUUGUUCCAGGAGGUGAGAUUCAAGGUCCACGACCCGAAGGCCCAUUCCAAGGGUGGAACGCUGGAGAACACCGUGAACGGUGGCCGAGGCGGACCGCAGUCCCACGGGCCGGGUCCGGCGCAGGGCGGUGGCGGCCCGGGCGGUGGCGGUGGCGGCGGCGGCGGUGGCGGACCGCCAGAGGGCGGCGGUGAUCCGGAGGCAGCGGUGCCAGCCCACCUUCUGCAUCCCGGAAAAGUAAAAAAGGUAAAGGACAUCAACAAGCUCCUGGGCAUCACGCCAUCGGACAUCGACAAGUACUCGCGCAUAGUAUUCCCCGUGUGCUUCGUCUGCUUCAACCUGAUGUACUGGAUCAUCUACCUGCAUGUGAGCGACGUGGUCGCCGAUGAUCUGGUGCUCCUGGGCGAGGAGUAAGGUGGUAGCAACAAGGAGCAAGGAGUAUGGACUCGCAGGAGUGAACAGCGCACCAGAGAGAGUCAAACUGUGCAGGGCGCUGAAAAACCACACACACACACAAAAAAACAUAAAAUAUGGAAACACUGAGAAAAAAACUAAAAAAAAAAAACAUUAAAA
Drosophila bipectinata is the source of this 2096-nucleotide messenger RNA. It is a transcript of the gene Rdl, whose product is annotated as Resistant to dieldrin. Gene Ontology annotation, cellular component: plasma membrane; neuron projection; synapse. Gene Ontology annotation, molecular function: neurotransmitter receptor activity; extracellular ligand-gated monoatomic ion channel activity; GABA-A receptor activity. The record is from RefSeq and is a predicted model, not a curated record. NCBI's taxonomy places the organism in Eukaryota, Metazoa, Arthropoda, Insecta, Diptera, Drosophilidae. Gene Ontology annotation, biological process: chemical synaptic transmission; nervous system process; signal transduction.